AUGAGAUUGUCAAUCUCAACUCUUUCAGUAGCCGUCAUAUGGCAGGUCACUACAGCCCAACUCGUCGGCCCGGUAGGCCCAACAACAACCCUCGAAGAAAAGAAUAUUGAAUGCAACAUCCUCCAUUACGGUGCGAAAUCCGAUAAUAGCACCGACAUCUCAACAGCUCUUGAAGAGACAUUCACCCAAUGCGUGUUGAAGCAACCCGGCAGUCGUCUGAUAAUCCCCGAAGGCGAAUAUCUACUCAAUAGGUCCGUUGUGCUCAGCAACGGCACAGAUUGGGCUCUGCAAUUAGAUGGUGUGAUUACAGCUGCUUAUGGUGGGAAUUGGACUGUGGAUCGUGAGUUGAUACUUCAGGGGUUUGCGGGAGUGGAUGUUCUCAAUUCUACGAUUAAUGGGGAGGGAGAUAACAAGUUUUUGUUAGAUGUGCUUGUUAUCGUCAAUGCUGUGGAUUUCGAGUUCUACUCCUCGAACGGCCGCGGUGCUAUCCAGGGUCAGGGGUACAUUUACAGGAAUUUGAACAAUACUGACCGUCCUCGCUUGGUCCGCUUGAUCUCUCCAACAAAUGCAUCCGUACAUGAUUUGAUUCUUGUCGACAGUCCGAAGUUUCACAUCGUGUUAGACUUUGCUCUGAAUGUAGAGGCAUACCAUAUCACCGUCCGAGGUGGCAAUUUGGGAAGUUAUGAUGGGAUUGACGCUAUUGGUACGAAUUACUGGAUUCAUGAUAAUGAGGUUACGAACCGCGACGAGUGUGUUUCAGUGAAAAGCCCUUCCCAUCAUGCUUUGGUCGAGAACCUGGUGUGUAAUCAGGCCGGAUCCGGCGUAUCAAUUGGGAGUUUAAACGUUUCUGCCGAGAUCUCUAACAUUGUAGCACGAAACAUCAGCAUCGUCCAGGGAAACAAUAUCGCCUUCAUAAAAACAUACCCCGGAGGAUCUGGCUAUGUGACUAAUGUCACUUUCGAGAAUUUCCGGUCACUUACCAGUCUCUACGGUCUAAGUAUUAACCAAUACUGGCAGAAUAAGCUCACUCCAGAUACCGGUUCUGUUGCAUUGAGUAACAUUCUUUUCAGAAACUUCUCUGGAUCCGUUGCCAACGGCACUCUUCGUCCUCCUCUUUACUUGAUCGCCAAUGACCUGACAUUUGCGACAAACAUAACCGUAGAAGACUUCUCUGUCUGGACGGAGACUGGAACGCAGGUAUUGAACCAAAUCAGUAACGUGUUUGGUCACGGAGAUGAUAGCUACGGACCUAACGAUGGCAUUCCAUCCUUGAACCCCGGGGAGACACCUUACGCCUAUACCAGUACUUACACCAUCACCGCAUCGCCAACGAGUUGGCAGGCUCCAACUACUCCAAAGUGGGCUGUUCCAAGUACGGGAUAUGGAACUGCGUCUCCAAUACCUGUGUAUACACCAGCUCCUCUCUGGAAACCUGGUGGAGUUGACUAUGAUUUGCACUACUGGGGAAGUUUCUAG
Messenger RNA from Talaromyces stipitatus ATCC 10500, 1476 nucleotides. RefSeq names its product rhamnogalacturonase, putative. The record is from RefSeq and is a predicted model, not a curated record. Gene Ontology annotation, biological process: carbohydrate metabolic process. The transcript has 7 exons. Bases 1 to 1476 code for a protein of 491 amino acids. Gene Ontology annotation, molecular function: polygalacturonase activity. NCBI's taxonomy places the organism in Eukaryota, Fungi, Ascomycota, Eurotiomycetes, Eurotiales, Trichocomaceae.